AGCUAUGAAGGUAGUGUUCUGGCACGUGGCUUUCCAGGAACGAUAGCUAAAUAAAAAAAUAUAGAGUGAUUAUCGAAUUUCGUUAAAAGAUGGUUAAAAUAACAUUUUUACAUCCUGAUUUAGGAAUCGGUGGUGCUGAAAGAUUGAUUGUUGACGCUGCACUGGCGCUUAAAAAAUUUGGUCAUGAUGUUAAUAUUGUUACAACACAUCAUGAUCCGAAACGUAGCUUCGCUGAAACAAAUGAUGGAACUUUACCGGUAGCAGUAGUUGGUAAUUGGAUACCUCGUCACAUUUUUGGAAAAUUUUAUGCACUGUUUGCUUAUUUACGUAUGAUUUACGCAGCUAUAGCUAUUUACUUCAUCACCAGUCGCCCCGACAUCAUAGUUUGCGAUCUUGUAUCAAUUUGUAUUCCAAUACUCCAUCUAUUCACUAAUUAUGUAAUUUUCUACUGUCAUCACCCAGACCAACUUUUGUCUCAACCUGGAGGUUGUUUAAAAUCAAUUUAUCGUCUUCCACUUAAUUACCUCGAAGAAACAACUACCGGUCAAGCUGACAAGAUCUUUGUCAACAGUAGUUACACUUUGAAAAUAUUUAAAUUAACAUUUAAACGUUUACAAAUCACUCCGGAAAUUCUUUAUCCAUCAAUUCAUACUGAAUUUUUUGAUACUGCUUCUUCGCAGCCUCUAAAAAGUAUUCUUCCCGAAAAAUAUAAAAGUUUACCUACCGAUUGUUUAAUAUUACUAUCUAUCAAUCGUUAUGAGCGUAAAAAAAAUUUGUUUUUAGCAAUAGACACACUCUCUGCCUGUAAUAGAUUCUUAAAUGAUGAGGAAAAUCUUUAUAAUCGUUUAUAUUUAAUAAUUGCUGGUGGUUAUGAUAAACGCGUCAAUGAAAAUGUAACUUAUCAUCAAGAGCUUGUCGAUUAUGCAUCUAAAUUAAAUAUUAUUGAUAAAAUAAUAUUUUUAAAAUCACCGACAGACAGUGAAAAAAUUUCUUUGCUAAAAAAUUGUGAUGUGUUAAUUUAUACACCGGAAAAUGAGCAUUUUGGAAUUGUACCUUUGGAAGCUAUGUAUUUACGCAAACCUGUUGUUGCACAUAAUUCUGGUGGACCCAUGGAGACGGUUGUUAAUGGUGUAACAGGUUAUUUGGUAAAUGGGAAUAAUAUUGUCGACGAUUUUGCCAGUAAAGUUGCGAAGUUAAUAAAAGAUGGUGAAAUGAGGAAACAAUUCGGUAAUGCUGGUAGGCAGAGAGUUAUUGAGUCAUUUAGUUUCACGGCAUUUGGAAGACAAUUAAAUCAAGUAGUUAAUGAUUUGGCAAAAUAAAAGAACUUUGUUAUGA
This is a messenger RNA of Microplitis demolitor, 1335 nucleotides long. RefSeq names its product alpha-1,3/1,6-mannosyltransferase ALG2 (gene Alg2). The transcript has 2 exons. Bases 90 to 1319 code for a protein of 409 amino acids. Gene Ontology annotation, molecular function: alpha-1,3-mannosyltransferase activity; GDP-Man:Man(1)GlcNAc(2)-PP-Dol alpha-1,3-mannosyltransferase activity. Lineage: Eukaryota; Metazoa; Arthropoda; Insecta; Hymenoptera; Braconidae. The record is from RefSeq and is a predicted model, not a curated record.